AUGGACCCAAACACUCGUCUUGAUCAUGCCCUCUUUCAGCUCACUCCAACCAGAACCAGGUGUGACCUUGUUGUUGCUGGUGGAGGUGUGAGUGAAAGAUUGGCUUCUGGGCUGUUAGAACCGUUUCUUUCUCACCUAAAGAGUGCCAAGGAUCAGAUUUCCAAAGGUGGUUAUUCCAUCACUCUGCGUCCACCAGGUGGAUAUGCUCCCUGGUUCACUAAAGCCACCCUCCAAAGGUUUGUUAGAUUUAUAAGCACUCCAGAAGUUCUAGAGAGGUUUGUUACAAUAGAGAAGGAGAUUGUGCAGAUUGAAGGGUCUAUCCAGUCGAGUGAGAGGAGCAACUUGGUGGCAGAAGCAGAAGAUGGACGUGUCAGAAGGUCAACAACUUCCUCUAAGCUGAAAGAUGAGCAAGCUGGAGCCAAUGAAGAUGGAUCGGAAGAAAACUCCAGAGUUCGCCUUCAACGUGUUCUAGAUAAUCGUAAAGCUAUGCUUUGCAAAGAACAAGCAAUGGCCUAUGCCCGUGCUCUAGUUGCAGGAUUUCACCCAGAAUCUGUGGAUGAUCUUAUAUGUUUUGCUGAUGCAUUUGGAGCUUCACGUUUAAGGGAAGCCUGCAUAAAUUUCUUAGAGCUGUGCAAACAAAAGAAUGAAGACAAGCUCUGGAUAGAUGAGAUAGCAGCCAUGCAGGCAUCUGCUCAGCGUGAAUUGCCAUACUUGAGGACAUCUGGAAUCAUGCUUGCUGGUGAAGAUGAUACAAGCAGUAAAUUAAAUGGCUUGGUUGAUGCCUCAAUUUCUGAGUCAACGCCAAGUCAUGCAAGUUUGGACGGCCAAGAUUAUAGCUUGCCAACAUCAGGUCAAACACCAUCAACAGAUGGCAGAGCUCCAAUACCAAUGUCCUGGCCAAACCAUGUUCCUCAGUACAUUCAUAACCUUCAGGGUCAUUCAUUUCAACAAAUGCCUCCAUACCAAGGGUACCUCUAUCCUGGUAUGCAGGUUCCUCCUUCAUAUUAUCCAGGGAAUAUGCAUUGGCCUCCAAGUGUGGAUGACUCCCAUAUUGUUCAUGACCGAGACAAGGAUUACCAUAAAUCAUCAUAUAAGAAGAAGAAGAAGAAGAAACAUUCUCAAGUACUGGAGCAAUCUGAAGAAGAAAGCUCAUCAGCAUCCUCUGACUCUAGUUAUGAGAGUGAUUCGGAUAACCAUUCAAGCCAAGGUAAAAACAGAUCUUCAAAAGAACAUCAGCACAAAAAGAAGCAUGGCAAAAAGUCCUCAAGGAAAGUAGUUAUACGCAAUAUAAACUAUAUAACCUCUAGUGGAGAUGGUGAGAAGGGUGGUGUCACAGAGGGAAGUUUGUCCAAUGAGGAAGAAUUUGUCAAUGGAGAUUCCCUGAAACAGCAAGUAGAGGAAGCUGUAGGAUCAUUGGAGAGAAUAGAAAAGUCAAAUUCCCGUCACCAUAAGAAACGCCACAGUUCAAAACACCCCGGUAUGCUAAAUAGUUCAACAGACACUGAUUCCAAUGGCAUAAAGGGCAAUAACAACUGGGAUGCUUUCCAGAAUCUUCUUUUGAGAGAUGAUGAUUCUACUCUUGAUGCAGAAGAACAACCUGUGAAGUUUCAGGAGGAAUAUAUUGUCAAUCAGAAGUUUGAGAAUGGAAGGUCGAAUGAAUUUAAAAAUGAACCAGACAUUACACGAGUAAUUUCAAAUGAUUCCUUUGUUGUGACACAGAGGGAAUUCAACAGAGAGAGUCAAAAUCGUGUUUAUAACUUUAAGGAAGGGAAGGAUUCACUUUCAUUAAUGAAGAAAAAUAAUAGCACGGAUGCAGAGAUGCUGUUUUCUCAGAGAAAUGACGAAUCAGGUAGCUAUUCCAUGUCCACUCUGUCUGGCAAUGGUCCAGAAUCUUCCCUCAUUAAACGCCAGAAAGAAGAGGAUUGGUUCAUCAUCAAUCAGUCUCAUAAACCAAGAAAUGAGGAUCAGAAUCGAGAUUUCAGCAUGUUUAAUGGUGUUGCUACAUCACCAGCUACCGAUUCACUUCUCUUACAGAAAAACAAGAAAGACAUUAUGACUGAUGACUCUUUUAUGAUUCAAGCUCGAUCAGCAGAAGAUCAAUUCAAUUCUCAGUCAGCAGCUGAUCUAAGUUUGGUUUCAGACAUUGUUGGGGCUACUGAAUUCAAUAACAGCACACAAGAAGGUUCACACAAUAAGACUGAAAUCUUAAAUUCCCAUGAGCCCGAAGACCUCUUCAUGGUUCUUGAUCGUGAUUCAGCGGCUGAGCAAAGUGUGGCUCCCUGGAGCAUGGAAAUGGAUUAUGAGAAUAACAUUUCUUCAAAUGAAGCUAAUAGAAAGCUUUAUGAAGUUGAAACAGAUCAAAAUCAUCCAUCUAAUAAGGAGGGUACUGAUAAAAAACCUUCUGGAAUGAGAAAUGGGAAAGUUUCAAGUAAAGAUGCAAAGUCUAAGGCUCUAAAUGCAUCUCUUGGGAAAAGCAAAUCUGAUAUCACAUCAAGAAGCAAAUCAUCCCCUGGAAGCAGAACUGGAGUUGUGAAGAGCAAAUCUGAGAAGGAAGAGGAAAAUAGAAAGAGAAAGGAGGAAUUGAUGAUUCAGCGGCAGAAGAGAAUUGCUGAAAGAAGUGCUUCCAAGAAAACUGGUAUGGGAACCAAGACUUCCUUGACUUCUGCAAAGAAAGAGAAUCCUAAGAUACAUCCAUCCAAUGAGGAGACUAAGAAAUUGAACAAACCAGUUCUCAGAAGUUCCACCAUCGAACGCCUUGCAACUGCCCGAGUAAGUCAGCCGAAGGUUUCACCAAGUCAAGCAAAAUCUGCUCCAACCAAAAAACCACUCUUGAAGGCAAAUGGUGUACCGUUGCAGAAGACUAGUAGCACAGAAAAGAAGCAGGGCUCGAAAGAAAUCAAAUCUUCAAGUCAUAAAAAAGACACGAAGAAAACAAAUGGGGAAGUUCUGGCCUCCACUAAUGGCAAGGCUAAGGAUGAAAUGGAAGACUCAGUUGCAUUGCCAAUGAACUCUAGUGCGGCACAAUCUGUUGAACCAAAUAACAAUAAUCUUGAUUUGAAAGACAACGGCGAGCUAACCAAGACAUCAUCAGAGAAACACACAACAUAUUUGAUUUCAGAAAGAGAGCAUGUACCAGGAAAUGUUGGCCGGAUUAAGUUGGACACUUCUUUUCCAAAUCACGAUCGCGCAUUACAAGGAGUUGAACAAGUGUCAAACAAGUUGUCUUCACUUCCUGGUGAUAACAAGCCUCAACACAUUACUGAUGAGAUCACACAUCCUGCAGCUGCAUUACCCAGCAAACCGCUUACAGUUUCUGCUGUGGACUCGAAGGGUAGUCAAGAAAUAGAUGAAAGUAAUGCUAUCUUUUUUAAUGUCACUGAGAAACAAAUUUCUACCCCUCCACCCAGUAGCCAAGUGAUGCCAGAACCAGUCCACUCCAGGAAAAAAUGGAACACUGAUGAGGACUCUUCAAAACCAGCAAAAGGAUUUCGUAAGCUUCUAUUCUUUGGAAGAAAGAGCUGA
This is a messenger RNA of Sphenostylis stenocarpa, 3522 nucleotides long. The record is from the annotation of a GenBank genome assembly. NCBI's taxonomy places the organism in Eukaryota, Viridiplantae, Streptophyta, Magnoliopsida, Fabales, Fabaceae.